AUUCAACGGUCGUACCACAAAUCCUUUUCUCCAUUGGUAAAGUGAAAUGAGACGGAAAAAAAAAAAGAAGAAGAAGAUGGUUUACAACCGCGUAAAUGUAUGAAGAAAGCAAGAGGAAAGGGAAGAAUGGUACGUAAAAUGUAAGCAAAAGAAAAGACAAUCAUUCAAAAUAAAAAAGAUAGAAAUCUUUUCGAUAUUUUCAUUUUUAAAAUGAAGAGACAGUAUUGAAAAGAGAAAGAAUCGAAUUCGAAAUUUAUAUCGCUAUCUUGUGCAUGGGAGAGUAUGCAAUUGAUUCGAUUUCAUGGCCACUGACGAAUUUUCAGCUUUUAUUUACAUAUAAAAAGGCCUAUGGAGAAGGAGAAGAGAACCAUCAUUCCACCGCUCAUCCUGCCAGCUUCCUACCGAAAUCAUACCAACUAGGGUUUGUUCUUCUUCUCUUUUCCAUUUUUGACAAUUUCAGAUUCAAGAGGAAUUUCAACUUUUUGAUGAGUAUUUGUUUCAUUGAAUUGUAAUCAUUUUGACUUCGAAUUGUGAAUAAAACUUAUUUGUGGAAACGCCUCCCUGUCUAAUUAAGCUACUGUAUUUGUACAACCACCUCGUCGAUUCAGUAUGGGUUACGUGAAUCAUGAUCUUGAUGACCAGAACUCGAACCAAGGUUUAGUGCUACAGAAUGGAAAAGAAAUCCUAUUCCAGGCUUUCAACUGGGAGUCACAUAAAUAUAAUUGGUGGAGAACACUAGAAAGAAAAGUCCCUGAUAUUGAAAAGUCGGGGUUCACGACAGCAUGGUUGCCACCAGCAACCAAUUCCUUCGCACCAGAAGGUUACCUACCUCAGGACCUUUAUUCUCUCAACUCCUCAUAUGGUUCUGAGCAUAUGUUAAAAGCUUUACUGUAUAAAAUGAAGCAGCAUAGAGUUAGACCAAUGGCAGACAUAGUUAUUAAUCAUCGUAUUGGAACUACCCAAGGGCAUGGAGGAAGAUAUAACCGCUAUGAUGGGAUUUCAUUAUCAUGGGAUGAACGCGCUGUUACAUCUUGUACUGGUGGAUUGGGAAACCGAAGCACUGGAGACAACUUUAACGGGGUUCCAAACAUAGAUCAUACACAAACUUUUGUUCGGAAAGACAUCAUCAAGUGGCUACAGUGGCUCCGAUAUGAUGUUGGUUUCCAGGAUUUCCGUUUUGACUUUGCAAGAGGGUACGCACCAAAAUUUGCAAAAGAGUAUAUUCAGGAGGCUAAACCAAUAUUUUCUGUUGGCGAAUACUGGGACUCCUGUAGCUACAAUGGAUGCGGCUUGGAGUACAAUCAAGAUAGUCAUAGGCAGCGGAUUAUCAAUUGGAUUGACAACACAGGAGGGCUUUCCACUGCAUUUGAUUUCACAACAAAGGGAAUUCUUCAGGAAGCUGUUAGGGGAGAACUGUGGCGUUUACGUGAUGCUCAAGGAAAACCACCAGGGGUGAUGGGGUGGUGGGCAUCUAGGGCAGUCACGUUCCUUGAUAACCAUGAUACAGGUUCCACACAGGCUCACUGGCCUUUCCCCUCUAGUCAUGUUAUGGAGGGUUAUGCUUAUCUACUCACACAUCCGGGAAUACCAUCCGUGUUCUAUGACCACUUUUGUGAUUGGGGAGAAUCUAUUCACGAUCAAAUUGUGAAGCUGAUGAGCAUUCGAAAAAGUAAAGGAAUUCAUAGUCGAUCAUCUAUAAAGAUUGCUGAGGCCCAGCCAAAUCUCUACUCAGCAUUCAUCGGGGAAAAAGUGUGCAUGAAGAUUGGAGACGGGACCUGGUGCCCAGCUGGGAAAGAAUGGACUCUAGCAACUUGUGGUCACCGAUAUGCAGUCUGGCAGAAGUAAAAACGCCAUUUCCUUGGUAGCUAAUGUAUUUAUGAAUAAGACGGACAAUCUUUUGUUUUAGAGAUUGUUGAUUAUUACUAGAGUAUACGUAUGCGGCAUUUUAUCACUCACAUGUAACAGCUUUACGUUCUUUGUAAAAGGUUACCAUAUGGAUUCAUUAGUAAGUCCUCUUGAUGAUCAAUCAUAUUUAAGGCGUAAGAAAUCUGUAAUUGCAGAAACCAUAUCCAAGAAAUAAAAUAAUCAAUCAGAUUCAUUAGUUA
This is a messenger RNA of Papaver somniferum (opium poppy), 2105 nucleotides long. RefSeq names its product probable alpha-amylase 2. Gene Ontology annotation, molecular function: alpha-amylase activity; calcium ion binding. The transcript is spliced from 13 exons. The coding region runs from base 610 to 1845 and encodes 411 amino acids. NCBI's taxonomy places the organism in Eukaryota, Viridiplantae, Streptophyta, Magnoliopsida, Ranunculales, Papaveraceae. The record is from RefSeq and is a predicted model, not a curated record. Gene Ontology annotation, biological process: carbohydrate metabolic process.